Messenger RNA from Peniophora sp. CBMAI 1063, 2316 nucleotides. The record is from the annotation of a GenBank genome assembly. NCBI's taxonomy places the organism in Eukaryota, Fungi, Basidiomycota, Agaricomycetes, Russulales, Peniophoraceae.
AUGGCCUCGCUCAUCACGACGGUCAGAAAUAAGUUCUUAAACGCCAUCCGUUCUGUGAAUCCGCCGCAGAAGUGGAAGAUCCUGGUCGUGGACGAGCACUCGCAGGCGCUGCUUAACCAUGUACUGAAACAGUUUGAUAUUUUGGAAGAGAAUGUCACUCUCAUCGAGUCGAUCACGAACAACCGCGAGCCUCAACCGGGCUUCGACGCGAUCUACAUGGUGAUGCCCACGAACCAGAACGUGGACAGGAUAAUCCGCGAUUUUGCGAACGGGAGACAGCAGUACGCCGGCGCGUGGCUGUUCUUCAUCGACGGAAUGGACGAGCAGCUGUUCGAACGGUUGACGGCGUCGCCAGCUGAGCCAUUCUUGAGGGAAUGCCGAGAGCUAUUCAUCAAUUUCUGGGCGAUAGAGACACGGGCGUACUCGCUCAAGAUGCCAGAGCAGUUCUUCAACUUCUUCGCCCCACCACGCAACGACGGCAGUGCGAAAGGCGUGCGACACAGACUGGAAGAGGACAUUAAAUUCAUCGCCAAAUCCAUCGCCAACGUCUGCAUAACGCUGAACGAGUUCCCCUACAUCCGGUACUACCUCCCCUCGCACCACCCGCCCCUCGGCCCGCUCAAACCACACGAAACGACCCGCACCGCCCCCGCGCCGACAGAAACAGCGACCCGCUGGCGGACGAACCUCGCACGCGGCGAUCAAGCACGACAAUACGAACAAAGCGACUCUGAGUUCCUCCCACGGUUACUGGCUUUCGAAGUGCAGAGGACACUGGAAGAGCACAAGAAGCUCAACUCUGAUUUCCCUGUGAAGGAGGCCGGGAGGACGAGGGCGACGCUCGUGAUCACCGAUCGGUCGAUGGACACGAUCGCGCCGUUCGUGCAUGAGUUUACGUAUCAGGCUAUGGUCAACGACGUGUUGCCCAUCGAGGACGGGACAAAGUACAAGUACAAGUUCCAGACGGGCGCGGGGACGUCGGAGGAUAAGGUCGCCGUGCUGAGCGAUGCGGAUAAUGUGUGGACGGACGUCAGGCAUAUGCAUAUGCGGGAGGCUAUCGAUAAGCUUAUGGCGGACUUCAACAAGUUCAUGCAGGAUAAUGGUGUGUUCAAGGGGGAGGGCGCAGCGAGCUUGAACGAUAUGAAGGACAUGCUUGCGAGUUUACCGCAGUAUCAGGAGCAGCGAGAGAAAUUCUCGCUGCAUCUGAAUAUGGCGCAAGAGUCCAUGGGUCUGUUCGAGAAGGACAAGCUGCCCGUCGUCGCUACAGUCGAACAGAACUGCGCAACGGGCCUCACAGCCGAAGGCAAGACGCCCAAACACCUCGUCGAGGAGAUGGUCCCCCUCCUCGACUCGCGCGACGUCGUCAAUGCGAACAAAGUGCGCAUCAUCGCGCUCUACAUCCAAUACCGCGACGGCGUCCCCGAAGAAGACAAACGACGGCUCUACCAGCACGCUCGCCUAACCCUCGCCGAGCAAGACGCCGUGAACGCCCUCGCCUACCUCGGCGCGCGCAUCACGCGCGGACCCACCGACAAAGACAUCCGCCGCAAACUGCGCGCCAAACCCGCGCAAGACGACGAGUACGAUCUAUCCCGCUUCAAACCCUUACUCCGCACCGUCCUUGAAGACGCCGCCAACAACAAGCUUGAUCAAUCGGUCUUCCCAUAUGUUAAGGACUUCCCGACCGUCGCGCCCGUGGCUGCGGCGAGCAGUUUGAGUUUACGGAGUGGCGGAGGCGGGAGCGGCGCGAGCAGUCCUGCGCCUACGAGUUUGAGGAGUCAGAAGCCGGCUUGGCAUCGAGCUGCGAAGCCGGGGGGCGCGGUGCAGGAGAAUAGGCCGCGGAUGUUGGUGUUCGUUGCGGGCGGGAUGACGUAUAGCGAGAUGAGGGAGGCGUAUUUGUUGAGUAAUAGUCUGGGGAAGGACAUCUUCAUCGGCUCGACGCAUACGACCACACCACGCCAAUUCGUCGACGACCUCAAAGUCCUCGAAAUCGCAGGCACCGGAUCCCGCGCCGCACCAAACGGCCUCAAACCGCCCGCGCCCAACGCGCCCAGACCAUACCAAGAAACCUACGACGAGCGGUACUAUACCCGCGACGCCCCACCACCCGUACGCGUCGCGCCGCCCAUGCAAAGCGCGAAAUCCAACCAGUCGAGCCGGAGUACGGGCGGGAUGAGGCCGCCCGCUAGUCCGCAGGCGCCGCCGAGUCUGAGCGGGAGCACGUUGAGCGUGAACUCGUAUUCGGGAAGUGGCAGCGGGAGUGGUGGCGGGAAGGAGAAGGAGAAGAAGAAGCAUAGGUUUUUGGGGAAGUGGUGA